Portunus trituberculatus (swimming crab) is the source of this 1169-nucleotide messenger RNA. RefSeq names its product high mobility group-T protein-like. Lineage: Eukaryota; Metazoa; Arthropoda; Malacostraca; Decapoda; Portunidae. The transcript has 2 exons. The coding region runs from base 6 to 437 and encodes 143 amino acids. The record is from RefSeq and is a predicted model, not a curated record.
GAGUGAUGGUGGUGGCGGCGGCUGUGGUGGCGCCUGCCUGGGUCCCACAAGAAGCGAAUAAAGAAAGGGGCGCCGCCGCUAUGGAACGCAGAGGCGGAGACGAGGAAGCAGAACCAGAGGAAACUGAUCUAAAUGAAGUAAGAGAGGAACCCCAACAUGUAAAGAAGUCUUCAGACACAGGAUCGGUGAAGCUUGGAUCCGUUAUCAAAUCCGGAUACAGGAAGAUGGAAUCAAGGUCAUCCGGAUCCAAUGAGAACUUUGAGAUCGUAAUCCAGAGAUUGAAGGAGAAAAUAGUGGCUGGGGAUAAGAAUGCGUUAGAGCUGAUGAGGAUAUUAGGAUUCCCUGUUAGAAUGGAAAUUCUAAAAUACUAUGGGGAUGAUGAUGAUGAUGAUGAUGAUGAUGAUGAUGAUGAUGAUGAUGAUGAUGAUGAUGAUUAGAAGAAAGAUGGAUCUAUUGCUACCACCACACCAGCAUAGCCAUUCAGAAUCAAUGAGGGCAGAGAGGAAAGCUGAGUGUGUGGGGGCUGACUUCUGUCGUUUCUUAAGUGUUCUAUAUAUUCACCAACACUUAUUAUUUUCUUUGUUGAAAGCAUCCUAUUUGUGUCACCACUUCAAUUUUGAGAGUAACAUAAAUCUGUGCUGUUUGUAAGGACAUCAGUCAAAUAUUUCAAAGUCCUCCUCUCGCAUCCUUCUGCAUUUUUCUUUUUUUUUUAUUUUCUUUUACUUUCAUUCUUAAUUUCUUUUUUUUUUGCAUCUUCCGUCCUUUUCUUCUGGUUCUCUACUGCUUUUAUACUUUUGUUUUCACCCAUACUUCUCUUCUUUACCUGCUCUUCCUUCACCUCCCUUCUACCUUAUCCCUAUUUUUUUCAAUCUCUUCUUUUUUCCCUCCUCAUCCCUAUUCUCUUCUUUCAUAAUGAUCUCUGCAUCAUCUAUUCCUUUCUUUUUCCAUUUUAUUUUUAUACAUAGCUUUCCAUCCUUUACUCAUUUUCUUCUUUCGCCUUCAAUCUAUCAAUUCCCCGCCCUAUUCCCUUAAUCGACAAAUUCGAAUAGUUUUCCACUGACAUCCUCCAAUUUCUUACCCACCAAUCUUCACUGUUUCACUGACAAACACUGACGGCACUAUAAAUAAAUAAAUAAAUAAAUAAACAAAUAAACGUUCAGCACUGCAAA